Glarea lozoyensis ATCC 20868 is the source of this 483-nucleotide messenger RNA. RefSeq lists its product as uncharacterized. Lineage: Eukaryota; Fungi; Ascomycota; Leotiomycetes; Helotiales; Helotiaceae. Bases 1 to 483 code for a protein of 160 amino acids. Gene Ontology annotation, cellular component: TIM23 mitochondrial import inner membrane translocase complex; mitochondrial inner membrane. Gene Ontology annotation, molecular function: transmembrane protein transporter activity. The transcript has 4 exons. The record is from RefSeq and is a predicted model, not a curated record. Gene Ontology annotation, biological process: protein import into mitochondrial matrix.
AUGGAUCAUACCAGAGACCCUUGUCCGUGGGUGGCAUUGAACGAUUUUGGAGGUGCCUUUUGUAUGGGAGGCAUCGGUGGAGCAGUAUGGCAUGGUGUUAAAGGAUUCCGAAAUUCACCAUAUGGGGAGAGAAGGAUUGGAGCGCUCACAGCUAUCAAAGCGCGAGCACCGGUAUUAGGGGGCAAUUUCGGAGUCUGGGGAGGACUUUUCUCAACGUUCGAUUGCGCGGUGAAGGGGGUGAGGAAGAAGGAAGAUCCAUAUAAUGCCAUCAUCGCAGGGUUCUUCACCGGAGGAGCUUUAGCUAUUCGAGGAGGUUACAAGGCGGCGAGAAAUUCCGCUAUUGGAUGCGCAUGUCUAUUAGCAGUUAUCGAGGGUGUCGGAAUCGGAUUCCAGAGAAUGAUGGCAGAAAACACAAGAUUAGACUUACCACCUCCCCCACCCCCAGCAGAAUCCGGCCAGACAGGCUUCCCAGCAAUCGCAUAA